AUGGCGGUGCUGAAAGCACUUGACACGGCGAGGGCACGACCCAUAGCCGAUGUUGAUGCCGAGCAGGAGACUCCCGCCCGAAAUGACGAAGAGUUGAAACGACAAACAUCCCGUCCGCCAUCGACGGCAAGCGACGUCUUCUCCGCGGCCGGCGUGGCGGACGCAACCCUUGACGACCCGUCCGUGCCGUGCCUGACGCUGCGCAUGUGGACCAUCGGGCUGGCCUUUUGCCUCGUCGGCAGCGGUGUCAACACGCUCUACACGUUCCGCUUCCCGUCCGUCAGCCUGUCGCAGUCGGCGAUCCAGUUCCUCGCGUACCCCCUGGGCAAGGCGUGGGAGUACGCCGUGCCGGACUGGGGCGUGACGCUCGCGGGCAGGCGAUAUGGCCUAAACCCGGGGCCGUUUAACCACAAGGAAAAUAUCUUGAUAUACAUGCUCGCGAACCUGAGCUUCCUGACGCGCCUGAGCGCCGACGUCUUGACCGAGCAGCGUGUCUUCUACGGCUACGAGGCGGGCUGGGGCUUCGAGCUGCUCAUGACGCUCGCCACCAUCCUGUUCGGCUUCGCGCUCGCCGGCCUCUCGCGGUCGCUCGUCGUCGAGCCGCCGGAGCUGCUCUGGCCGGGCGUGCUGGGCAACACGGCGCUCAACUCGGCGCUGCACGGGCCCGGACCUCCCAGCCAGCAGACUUCCUCCUCCUCCUCCUCCUUCUCCUCUUCUUCUUCCGAACGCGCGCGCAAGUCGUCGUCGGCCCGGUACAGGUUCUUCCUGUGGACGUUUGCCGCCGGCUUCUGCUGGUAUUGGGUGCCCGACCUGCUCUUCCCCGCGCUGGGAUACUUCACCUGGAUAUGUUGGAUCGCGCCGCGCAACGCCAUCGUCAACCAAGUCUUUGGCAUGAAGAGCGGCAUGGGGCUGCUCCCCCUCACCCUUGACUGGAGCCAGAUUGCGUACAUUGGCUCGCCGCUCGUCGUCCCCACGUGGGCCAUCCUCAACGUCCUCGCGUCCCUCGUCUUCUGGAUAUACAUUGUCACGCCCGCGCUGUAUUACUCCAACACGUGGCUGUCUGGCUACCUCCCGCUGCAGAGCAACGCCAUCUUCGACCGGACGGCCAAGGUGUACAACGUGUCGAGGGUCGUCAACAAGGGCGACGGCUUCACCUUUGACCCGGCCAAGUACGAGGCGUACUCGGAUAUUCGCCUCCCCGUGACGUACGCGCUCAACAAAUUUGGCCUCGCCUUCGCGACGACGGCCUCGCUCGUCUCAUGGACGCUACUUGAGAAGCGGCGCGAGAUCGUCGCCGUGCUGCGCUCAGCCAGCCUCAGGUCCUUCUUUCGCCGCAACGCCGAGGCGCAAGGCGAUAGUAGCAAGGUUAUUCCAGGACGCACGCCGUACGCCGACGUUCCUCUGUGGUGGUACGGGGCAGCCGGCCUGCUCGCAGCGUUCCUGGCCGCCUUCGCCAGCGAAUACUACCCGGUCCAGCUGCGGUGGUACGGCGCGCUGCUGUCCCUCGUCGUGUCCGCCGUCUUCUUCAUCCCCAUCGCCUGGGUCUACGCAACCACAAACACAAAGAUCGGGAUAGAGCUCUUCUGCCGCAUCAUCGCCGGGUAUAUCUGGCAGGGCAAAGUCCUCGCCAACAUAUGGUUCUUCUCCCUCGGCUCCAUCUCGGGCGUCAAGGGGCUGGCCUUUGCGCAGGACCUCAAGCUGGGGAUAUACUGCAACGUACCACUACCUACCACCCACACAUCCUCCCCUUCCUCAUAGACACAAUUCUGCGGAAUCCCCCCAGCCCAUAUGCAUCUCGCUAACUCAAAGUUCAGAUCCCUCCUCGGCAGCUGUUCCUCGUCCAGGCCGUGGGCCUCGUCGUCGGCUCCCUGGGGCAGGUCUCGGUCCUCAACUGGGCUCUCAACCACAUCCCGCAUAUCUGCACCGCCUCGGCCCCCAACGGCUUCACCUGCCCCUUCUCGCGUACGCACUUCAACACGAGCACCGUCUGGGGCGCUCUAGGCCCCCGGCGCUUCUUCGCCCCCGGGGCGCCCUACCGCGCGCUGCUGUGGUUCUUCCUCGUAGGCUUCUCGCUCCCUGUUGCAGUGUAUGCCCUGCGCCGCGCGUUCCCGCGACAGGGGAAAUGGCUGCGCCGCGUGCACGUCCCGCUCUUCCUCGGCGGCCUGGGCUACAUGCCGCCUGCUUCGGGCACAAACUACGGGAGCUGGGCGCUAAUCGGCCUUGUGUUUGGGCUGCUGGUCAAGCGCUGCCACCAGGCAUGGUGGAAAAGGUUCAACUUUGUGCUGAGUGCUUCAUUGGACUGCUCGGUCGCCAUUUCGGGCAUUAUUAUAUUCUUUGCUGUGGUCUACACCGGAGCGUCUCAUAAGCUUUCAUGGUGGGGGACAGAGGUAUAUCAGAAUACAUGCGACUGGAAAGGCUGCCCGUAUUUGACUUUGGCAACCGGAGAAAGGAUGGUUGAGUGAUGCAGAACCGUACACGUUUAGGUUCGGCACGGCAACACGAGAUAUGCCCUUCUCCACCAUCGCGCAUGUUGACGCAUGUAGCAGAGCUCGUCGGGGCUUUUGUCUCGCUCCGAACGUCUGUAGCUGGUUUUCUCGACCAAAAGUUUCAAUUACCUUCGAGGUCAUCGGUGGCAUCGCUGUACGCAAGCAACGGGUUAACAGCAUCCUGAAUGGAAACAGACUGGGGCCGAAGGUGUCUAUGCUCGAGUGUACCGCAUCUCGUCUCGCCAUAUUGGCAUCUGACUGCUGCCAUCAUCUGCAGCCAGGCACCUGGGCCUGUGUCCUCGACUCCCGUUGUCCGUGGCUGUCUUGCAUAUAGAAAUGAAC
This is a messenger RNA of Purpureocillium takamizusanense, 2828 nucleotides long. RefSeq lists its product as uncharacterized. Bases 1 to 1758 code for a protein of 585 amino acids. The transcript is spliced from 8 exons. NCBI's taxonomy places the organism in Eukaryota, Fungi, Ascomycota, Sordariomycetes, Hypocreales, Ophiocordycipitaceae. Gene Ontology annotation, biological process: transmembrane transport. Gene Ontology annotation, molecular function: oligopeptide transmembrane transporter activity. The record is from RefSeq and is a predicted model, not a curated record.